AUGUUGAAACUUGAGCCAAUUGUGGGGAGAGUGGAUUCUGCAUCUGCCGCGACUGCAGCCAAAGACCCAGGGACCUGGAUUCAAGAUAGUGCGCAGUAUAAGCUGGAACCAGAGAAGAUGCCUACGACAUGGAAGCUCAGGCAAUCCGAGCCAGAUGCCUACUCGAGAGAGCUCACAGUCGAUUUUGAGCAUCCAGUCAAAGCAACACAAGAGGAUGACGAAGCCAAUGCCAAGUUUGGGAAGCGCGAAGUAUCAUCUUCGGCGUCGUACGGCGGUGAUGGUCUAGACAUCUGCGGUAACGUGAACUUCUUCGCGAGCCAGGGAUAA
Messenger RNA from Lecanosticta acicola, 327 nucleotides. NCBI's taxonomy places the organism in Eukaryota, Fungi, Ascomycota, Dothideomycetes, Mycosphaerellales, Mycosphaerellaceae. The record is from the annotation of a GenBank genome assembly.